CUUUCUUUUCUUUUUUCUCUCUCUCAUUUUCUUUUUCCUUCGCAUUUUCCCUCAUUUUCUCGAAAAGAAUCCCUCGAGCCAAACGGACUUUAAAAAAAAAACAAAGGGAAAGGAAAAACGAAAGUGGAAAGAGAAUCUUCGUAUUCUUCACCUUUUUUCCACCUUUACUCUCUUUGUCUCUUUUGCUUCACCAACCUAGUCGCCAUUUUUGUUCCCCUAGUUUCAGUCGAUUUUUUCAAAAAAAAAUUUAAAUAUAUUUUUUAAUCUCUCUUUGUCUCUUCGAUUUCAACUUUGUCUUUUGGUUUAAAACUGAACUGCAAAGUUGCUUCUAACCUGAUUUUUUGAAGGAAUUCUCUUUUCGAGUUUAGAUUUUCGAAGUUCGUCGCUAAUGUGAAAUGCGGGGUUAGCUGUGAUCGAGCUAGGGUUUUUUGGAAUGAACCAAGUGCGUUGAAAAGGGGGAGAGAGAGAGCCAAAGCAAAAGAGGUUUUGGUUGUUUGUUUGCGGUUGCAUUGAGGGAAGUGAUGGAGUUGAGUAGGGUUUGUUUGGUUGAAAAGUCAGUUAUUAGUAAAUGCUGAAGACGGAAAGGAUGGCUGCGGUGACGGCGGAGCAGUCGAGGGUGGCGGGUGUACCGGAGAGGGACAUUGAGUUGGCCAUCACUGCCCUUAAAAAAGGAGCGCCAUUGCUCAAAUAUGGUCGUAGAGGAAAGCCCAAAUUUUGUCCCUUCAGGCUGUCCAAUGAUGAAUCUGUUCUAAUAUGGAUCUCUGGAAAGGAGGAAAAAUACCUUAAACUAAGCCAUGUCUCCAGAAUCAUACCUGGUCAGCGAACACCAAUAUUUCAGAGGUAUCCUCGGCCUGAAAAAGAAUACCAAUCAUUUUCUCUUAUAUAUAAUGAUAGGUCACUAGAUUUGAUUUGCAAGGAUAAAGAUGAAGCUGAAGUCUGGUUUACAGGUCUAAAGGCACUGAUAUCACGUGGUCAUCAUCGGAAAGGAAGAGCUGAAUCAAGAAGUGAUGGAGUUUCGUCUGAAGCUACUAGUCCUAGAGCACAUACCCAAAGAAGUUCGCCUCUGAGCUCGCCAUUUGGUAGCGGUGGUAGUUCACAGAAGGAUGGGAUGGAUCCCCUUCGCCUUCAUACUCCACAUGAGAGUCCUCCUAAAACUGGUUUAGAGAAGGCUUUAUCUGAUGUAAUGUUGUAUUCUGUGCCUCCGAAGGUGUUAUAUCCUUCAGAAUCUGCUUGUGGAUCAAUCCAUUCUCUGUCAUCAGCAGGCUCAGAUGGAGCAGCUGGGCGCAUGAAAGGUGUGAAUGGCGAUGCUUUCAGAGUUAGUUUAUCAAGUGCUGUAAGCUCCUCAAGUCAGGGGUCUGGUCAAUAUGAUGGUGAUGCUUUAGGGGAUGUUUUUAUAUGGGGUGAAGGCACUGGUGACAGUGUAUUGGGUGGGGGAAUACAUAGAAUUGGAAAUUCCUGUGGUGUUAAGAUGGAUUCUCUUCUGCCUAAAGCUUUGGAAUCUGCUGUUGUUUUGGAUGUUCAGAACAUAGCUUGUGGUGGGCAACAUGCUGCUUUGGUAACCAAGCAAGGAGAGGUUUUCUCUUGGGGAGAGGAAUGUGGUGGUAGAUUGGGGCAUGGUGUGGAUUCUGAUGUCUCCCAUCCAAAACUUAUAGAUUCUCUUAAAAAUAUAAAUGUUGAACUCGUAGCAUGUGGGGAGUACCAUUCUUGUGCUGUAACACUUUCUGGUGAAAUGUACUCAUGGGGUGGUAGUUCUUGCAAUUUUGGUUUACUUGGCCAUGGAUAUGAAACAAGUCAAUGGGUUCCAAAGAAAUUAAAUGGACCUUUGGAGGGAAUACAUGUUUCAUCAGUGUCCUGUGGACCAUGGCACACAGCUGUUGUCACUUCUGCCGGACAAUUAUUUACUUUUGGUGAUGGAACAUUUGGUGUUUUAGGACAUGGAGAUCGUAAAAGUGUUUCUGUACCCAGGGAAGUGGAGUCCCUUAAGGGCCUACGCACUGUGCGAGCAACUUGUGGUGUUUGGCACACUGCUGCUGUUGUUGAAGUUAUGGUUGGCUCUUCGAGCUCCAGUAAUUGCUCUUCAGGAAAACUUUUUACUUGGGGGGAUGGUGAUAAAGGUCGUCUUGGUCAUGGUGACAAGGAAGCUAGAUUGGUGCCCACUUGUGUUGCUGCACUGGUUGAGCCUAACUUUUGUCGUGUUGUCUGUGGGCACAGCAUGACUGUUGCACUAACAACCAAUGGCCAUGUCUAUACUAUGGGUAGCCCUGUUUAUGGGCAAUUGGGGAAUUCUCAAGCUGAUGGAAAACACCCUGUCCGUGUUGAGGGAAAGCUUACAAAGAAUUUUGUGGAAGAAAUAGCUUGUGGUGCUUACCAUGUUGCUGUUUUAACUUCAAGAACUGAAGUUUACACUUGGGGAAAGGGUGCAAAUGGACGAUUAGGUCAUGGGGAUACUGAUGAUAGAAGUUCUCCAUGUCUUGUUGAAGCUCUAAAAGACAAACAGGUCAAGAGUAUUGUUUGUGGCACUAGUUUUACUGCAGCUAUCUGUCUUCAUAAGUCAGUCUCCAGUAUUGAUCAAUCGAAAUGUUCUGGCUGCCGCCUUUUGUUCAAUUUCAAAAGAAAACGUCAUAACUGUUACAAUUGUGGACUCGUAUUCUGCAAUUCAUGCAGCAGUAAGAAGUCUUUUAAAGCUUCCAUGGCACCAAACCCUAACAAACCUUUUCGUGUCUGUGAUAAUUGUUUUGCCAAACUCACAAAAGCUUCUGAAACCAACUCUUCAACCCAUUAUGCUCUGAGUAGAAGAGGGAGUAUGAAUCAGGGACUAAAUGAAGGUGUUGAGAAGACUGAGAAGUUGCAUUCAAGAACCCAUGCCCAACUCAGUCGAAAUGGUUCCAUUGAAUCAUCUAAAGAAUUGGAAGGUGGAUCUUCUAAAAGAAACAGGAGAUUGGAUUUUAAUAGCACUCGAGUUUCACCUUUUCCGAAUGGAGUUUCUCAAUGUGCUCCGCCAAACAGUUCCAAAACUUCGAAUGCUUUAUUUGGGUCAUCCAAGAAAUUUUUCUCAGCUUCUCUUCCUGGAUCACGGAUUGUAUCUAGAGCGACAUCACCUACCUCUAGACGAUCUAGCCCACCUCGUGCUACAACACCAACACCAACUCUGUCAGGGUUUGCAUCAAUGAAAGUUGUUGUGGAUGAUGCUAAAAGGACAAAUGAUGGUCUAAGUGAAGAAGUAGUUAAAUUAAGAACUCAGGUUGAGGAACUUACACGCAAGGCACAACUUCAAGAAGUUGAGCUGGAAAGAACAACUAAACAGCUGAAGGAAGCCAUAGCAGUAGCAGCAGAAGAGACUGCAAAAAGCAAAGCCGCAAAGGAAGUCAUAAAGUCACUCACUGCUCAAUUGAAGGAUAUGGCUGAAAGGUUACCAAUUGGAGCAGCAAGAAGCAGCAAUUCACCGUCCUUUUGUUAUUCUAGUUCAACUCCACCUCGGGAUGUUUCUUCUGCAGGCAAUGAGCAAUUGGGUGGUCCCAUGAGUUGCCAUGAAAUAGAUUCAAAUGGAUCAAACAGCCUUGUGAUCUCUAAUGGCUCAGGAUCUAGUAAUCAGCACCUUUCAAUUCACACGGAAGUAUCUCAUUUGGAUGGAACAGCAAGGAAUAGGAACAGAACUACAAAAGUUGAACCCACACAUGGGGAUGAAUGGGUUGAGCAAGAUGAGCCUGGUGUAUAUAUUACCCUUGUUGCAUUGCCUGGAGGUGUUAAAGAUCUUAAGCGUGUUCGGUUCAGUCGGAAGCGUUUCAGUGAAAAGCAAGCAGAACAGUGGUGGGCGGCAAACAGGGCUAGAGUAUAUCAGCGGUAUAACGUCCCCUUGGUCGACAAACCUAGUGUUGGUGUGGGGAGGGAAGGGUUAGCUCAUUGACCUGCCGGAUUCAAGGAUUCAGGGUUUCAGAAUCUGAAGUUUGUUGUAUUCCAGGUUUCGGCUUUUGAGACCGGUAAGGCAGCAAGGUAAGGAUGCCCUCAAUUUUGUUUUAGUUUGCGGGGGUGUGUAGUAAUUUGUUCACGCAAUCUUUUGGCUUUGGGCACCUUUAAUUUUCUCUGUAAAUGUAUCUUUGUUUUUUUUUUUGGUUUUCUUUUCUUUUUCCCCUCUAGGAGAGAAGCGCUGUGACGGUUGGUAGAAAUGAUUGAAUUCUUUGUAAGUAGGCUGCGGCUGCGGGGCUUUGUAUUCAAAAAACUGAUUGUAAAUGCCAUAAGAAAUUACUAACGAUUAAGAUUGUUUGUAUAGCAUUCA
Theobroma umbraticum is the source of this 4273-nucleotide messenger RNA. Its product is annotated as PH, RCC1 and FYVE domains-containing protein 1-like. NCBI's taxonomy places the organism in Eukaryota, Viridiplantae, Streptophyta, Magnoliopsida, Malvales, Malvaceae. The record is from RefSeq and is a predicted model, not a curated record. Gene Ontology annotation, molecular function: metal ion binding.